Molecule: messenger RNA, 429 nt
Organism: Diversispora eburnea
Lineage: Eukaryota; Fungi; Glomeromycota; Glomeromycetes; Diversisporales; Diversisporaceae
Source: the annotation of a GenBank genome assembly
AUGGACGAAGAACAAAAGGCAAUCACUAAGGCCAUAGCAGCUGAAUAUACCAAUAAACACCGCCAAGCCAUCUAUAGAACUGUGGAAUAUGUCCAACAGAAAAGAAGAAGAUUUAGUAAGGCAGAUGUGGCAGUCAUUACAACAGUCUGUGAGGUAGCAGUUCGAUUAGUAAGGCUUACAUUGGUUAAGCUUAGAUUAGGAAUCGCUCGUUUCAAUGCAGGCGUAAAAACUAUGAAAAUCAUGCUUUGCGUCAAAAAAAAGGAGAUUGUUGAUACUGGAUAUGAUGUGUGUAAUAUUCAUGCUCCAGAAGAUGAAAACAAUAUUGAUGUUGUCAAUGUUGAUUUGAAACCUGACUCUCACUACACUGAAGCAAGGAAGAUGGAACUUUACAGAUGGGAUUUUUAUUUGAGAAGAAAAUACCAAAAUUAG